CACUUUCGAUUUUAUACGUCUACGAGCUAUCUACACUGGACUUCUUAAGAAAUACGUCUAUCAUCUUCUCCCUUUUAAGAUUCUGCUGCUGUAAAAGUUUCCCAUUCACCAAGUUAAAGAAACCAUGUCUUUCUUUUUGAAUAAGUGGAACAAAUGGUGGUACGGUGCUGAAUUCUUUCCGAAUGACUGGAGAGCAGUAAAUUGGGACAGUAAAAGUAAGCUUGAAGGCAGUUUGAGAACUUUCACCCCAAGUAAUCCAGAUGUCAAAAAACUUCAAAUCCUACUUCAUGGACCUAUCGGAGCUGGAAAGUCCACCUUUAUAAAUUCCCUCCUCAGCGUCUUUCAAAACCGGGUUGUUUCCAAAGUGAAAACAGCAGCAUCAUCAUCCACCAGUUGCACAAAAACUUACAAAGGCUAUGAUAUCAAAUGUUCACCAUCUGGAACUUUGCCACUCACCAUAUUUGAUUUUAUCGGUCUGGAACACCAAACAGAAAAUGUUCAUCCUGAUGAUUUGAAAAAUGCACUGCGUGGACAUUUGCCAAAUGGUUAUGAGUUUGCUCCUGACAAGCCAUUGUCUUCAAAUGACAAUCGCUACAUCAAGAACCCCUCAGAAGGAGAAAAAACACAUUGCUUAGUCUGUGUUGUGUCAGCCAACAGUGUCUCUCGAAUGACUGACACUGUCAUUGGCAGGAUGAAAAUAGCUUUGGAGGAAGCCAAUAAACUUGGAAUCCCUGAAGCUGUUAUCCUGACUAUGAACGAUCAAGCCUGUCCAGCGGUUAAGUAUGAUGUGAAAAAUAUCUACAGAAGCAAGACAAUAAAAGCAAAGAUGGAAGAAUGCAGUAACAGAUUACAAGUUCCAAUGACCUGCAUUUUCCCUGUGAUAAAUUACCACGAGGAGAUAACGACAAACAAUGACACUGAUGUCCUCCUCCUGCUGGCACUGAAACAAAUUGCACAUCUUGCCAAUGAUUAUGUUGAAAUAGCUUAGAAUUCUCUCCAUAAAUCUGUACAAUUGUAUACAUACAAAUUGCUUUUAAAAAUGUGUAUGUUCUAACCUAUAUAUCUUAUAUAAUAAAGGUUUGUGGACUUCUACCAUCAUAACCACCUAAGCUUUAUGUAAAGUACAUCCCAUUACAGAUAUAGUCCCUUUGCUGUUAUAACAAGCUUAACUCUUCUGGGUAGGCAUAACUCUUCAUAGGUAACCAUAAAUCUGAGUGGACAUCCAUGACAUGUGGAGUCCCACAGGGCUCAAUUCUUGCACCGUUCUCUUUAAUUUGUAUAUGCUCCCAAUUGGUCAAAUAAUGAAAAAGAACCAAAUUGCUUACCACAGCUAUGCAGAUGGCACCCAGAUAUACUUAGCCCUGUCCCCUAAUGACUACAGCCCCAUUGACUCUCUAUGUAAGUGCAUUGAUGAAAUUAACAGUUGGAUGCGUCAAAACUUCCUCCAGUUAAACAAAGACAAAACCGAAGCCAUUGUAUUCGGAAAUAAAGAUGAAACUCUCAAGGUUAACACACACCUUGACUCUAGGGGUCUAAAGACACAAAAUAAAGUCAGAAAUCUUGGUGUAAUUUUAGAGUCUGACCUUAAUUUCAGUAGUCAUGUGAAAGCGAUAAGCAAAUCAGCUUACUACCAUCUCAGAAAUAUAGCCAGAAUUAGAUUAGAUUUUGUCUCAAGACAGGACUUAGAGAAACUUGUUCAUGCUUUCAUCACCAGCAGGGUGGAUUAUUGCAAUGGACUCCUUACUGGGAUCCCCAAAAAGACCAUUAGACAGCUGCAGCUCAUACAGAACGCUGCUGCCAGAAUUCUGACCAGAACCAAAAAAUCUGAGCACAUCACUCCAGUCCUCAUGUCCUUACACUGGCUUCCAGUUACAUUUAGAAUAGAUUUUAAAGUAUUGUUACUCGUUUAUAAAUCACUUCAUGGCUUAGGACAGAAAUACAUGACAGAUAUGCUAACUGAAUAUAAACCAAGCAGACGACUCAGAUCAUUAGGAUCAGGUCAGUUAGAGAUACCGAGGGUUCACUCAAAACAAGGUGCAUCAGCAUUUAGUUAUUACGCCACCUAUAGCUGGAAUCAGCUUCCAGAAGAGAUCAGAUGUGCUUCAACAGUAGACACUUUUAAAUCAAGAUUAAAAACACAUCUGUUUAACUCUGUAUUUACUAAAUGAUCACUGUGCUGCUUCACAAUGACUGCACUUUUUAUCCAAAUCACUUUUACUCCUGUUUCAUUCUUUUUAACAUAUUUUAAACUGUUUUUAUUAAAAUCACAUUUAUUUUUUUUUAUUGUUCUUUGUUUUUAUUAUGAUUUUAUCGUGUGUCUCUUAUUUUUACAUAUAUGUUUUUUUUCUCUCUUAUAAAUUGUUUUCUAAUUUCUAUGUAAAGCACUUUGACCUCUGUGUAUGAAAUGUGCUAUACAAAUAAACUUGCCUUGCCUUGCCUAGGCUUCUGGGUCCACAA
This is a messenger RNA of Tachysurus vachellii, 2457 nucleotides long. RefSeq names its product interferon-induced protein 44-like. The record is from RefSeq and is a predicted model, not a curated record. NCBI's taxonomy places the organism in Eukaryota, Metazoa, Chordata, Actinopteri, Siluriformes, Bagridae. The coding region runs from base 125 to 988 and encodes 287 amino acids. The transcript has 9 exons.